Jaculus jaculus (lesser Egyptian jerboa) is the source of this 897-nucleotide messenger RNA. RefSeq names its product C-type lectin domain containing 17A (gene Clec17a). Gene Ontology annotation, molecular function: fucose binding; D-mannose binding. Gene Ontology annotation, cellular component: external side of plasma membrane. Bases 1 to 897 code for a protein of 298 amino acids. Gene Ontology annotation, biological process: biological process involved in interspecies interaction between organisms. The record is from RefSeq and is a predicted model, not a curated record. Lineage: Eukaryota; Metazoa; Chordata; Mammalia; Rodentia; Dipodidae. The transcript is spliced from 10 exons.
AUGCCCACCCUCUACGUGAAUGCUGCGGACCCACAGCCACCAGGGACCACAGAAGAGGAGGAGGAGGAUAACGAUUAUGAGAACUCGACUCCAUCCUACAAAGACCUUCCUCCCAAGCCAGGCUGGAUGGCUCCACCCAGGCCUCCCAGGGCAGGAAAGAACGCCGAGACCCCUCCAGUUCCCCGAAGGCCCCAGAAGAUGACAGCAGCUCCAGUGCCCUGGAUCCACCGGAGGUCCCGGGCCUGCGCGUGGUGGCCGGACGAGAGGCUGGCAGGGCUCGUGUGCCUGCUGGGCAUGACCUCGCUCAUCUUGAGCUGCCUCGCCCUGGCCGUGACGCUGACUAAGUACCGGGAGGUGACCGAGGCGCUGAGAACGCUGACCGUCCAGCAGGCGGCCUGGCAGGCGAAUGUGAGUGGCAUGGCAGGACUGGCCGGCCUCCAGCAGGACAUGGACUGGCUGAGAAGUGACACUGAGCACGCCCUGGCGGAGCUUCGGAGCUUACUGGGACGCAGGCUCACCUGUCCCCACGGCUGGCUCCCCUUUGAGAACAAGUGUUACUAUUUCUCCCCAAGCACCAAGUCAUGGGACGAAGCCCGGAUAUUCUGCCAGGAGAGUUACUCUCACUUGGUCAUCAUCGAUAGCUUCGAGGAACACAAUUUUGUGGCCAACGCCCACGGCUCCCCGCGGGUGUACUGGCUGGGCCUGAGUGACAAGCAGAGAGAAGGGGACUGGAGGUGGCUGGAUGGGGCUCCUGUCACAUUAAGUUUCUGGGACCCCCAGGAACCCAACAACUUGCACGGAGAGGACUGUGCCAGCAUGAACAGAGGCGGCACCUGGAAUGACCUCUCCUGCGCCAAAACUACAUACUGGAUUUGUGAGCGAGAGUGUUCCUGCUGA